Messenger RNA from Brugia pahangi, 390 nucleotides. NCBI's taxonomy places the organism in Eukaryota, Metazoa, Nematoda, Chromadorea, Rhabditida, Onchocercidae. The record is from the annotation of a GenBank genome assembly.
AUGAAAAUGCAGGCCAGUAGAAGCGAUUCGGGAAGUAUUAUAACUCUGCUCACAUUGUAUUUGUUGAGUUGGGUGGGUUGUGAAGAUGUACAAGGUCAACUACCAACACCACUCUCUCCUUGUUCACCGUCAGUUUCGCUGUUCCAAGCCCAAGUCACCCCUCCCCACCCGAGCAAACCUUUUCCUUUUCUCUUCAUCCCGAUAUUUCGGCGGAUGCCUUACUUGCUGUCUCUGUUCAUGUUCGUUUCAAACUGGAGGAUAUUCCUUUCCUCAUUACCGUUGAUUAAAAGUCCCAUUCGCCUCUUCCCCGGUCCGAUGAGCAGUGGCAGCAGGUCGAGGUCACCGACCAACAUUUUCCCUUUUACCAACUCUGUGAUCCGUCCUCAUUAA